Trichomonas vaginalis G3 is the source of this 1197-nucleotide messenger RNA. RefSeq names its product protein serine/threonine kinase protein. The transcript has a single exon. Gene Ontology annotation, molecular function: ATP binding; protein serine/threonine kinase activity. Gene Ontology annotation, biological process: intracellular signal transduction; peptidyl-serine phosphorylation. The record is from RefSeq and is a predicted model, not a curated record. Bases 1 to 1197 code for a protein of 398 amino acids. Lineage: Eukaryota; Parabasalia; Trichomonadida; Trichomonadidae.
AUGACAACUCAAACUUGUUUUGAUAAUGAUCCACGCGUUCAGGAAAUAUAUCAGGCUGACAAUGGUAGUAAUGGCGCUUGCUGGAUCUUAAAGAUAGAUGAUCACUAUAGAGUUCUAAAAAGACUUUUCAAUCGAAGCGGAAUUAGAAUAUCUGAAAUGUUUGAGAAAGAGAUGCAAUUCCAAAUACCACUCUCUCCUCUAUACUAUGAUAACUCACAAAAUCAUCCUGGCGAACGUUUUAACUGGAUUUUGAUGGAUUAUAUUCCAGGUAACACUUUAACGAAGUUAAUCAACGGCGGUUACGUUAGUAAUCGUGUUAAGAGGUUAUACAUGCUCGAAAUUUUCUAUGCAAUUGCUUACCAGUUGACUUUGAUGAGAGAAAAUGGAAUAAAGCAUCGUGACUUUAAACCAGACAAUAUUGUUGUUGAUGGUGAUAUGAUUCCUCACAUUAUUGAUUGGGAUGAUUCUACAAACAGAUUUUCGUUAUCUAUUAAUGAACAUCACGGAACAAUCCCAUUUGCUGCUCCAGAAAUCUUUUCCGGACAGAGAAAAUGCGAAUCUGAUAUUUUCUCAUUCGGAGCUAUCAUGUUUAAUAUGAUUACAGAAUGUUAUCCAUUUGCCAGCGCAUACAAGACGAAAGCCGGCUUGCAAUCUCUUACAAGUCAAUUCCCUGAACUCCAAUUACCUUACCUCGCUCUUACAUUGGACACGCUUGCAGAUUUCGAACAAAUGGAUGAAUCAGAAAAAUCCAGCGCCUGGUCAACGGUUGUUUCAUUUGUUGAGCCAAUCCUUAUAGAGCUGAUCAAAGCAGGCGCUAGAGAUGACUAUAUCAAUAAUGAAAAAUUCCAAAAUGAUCCCUUCAACAAAAAAAUUUCUGAGUUGAUUGAAUUAUGUUGCAAGCAAGAACCCUUCAGCAGAAUCAGACCAGAGGAUCUCCAGGAUAGGAUUGAUACUCUUGCAAAAGAAACUUUAACAGCAAAUGAAUUGGAUCAGUACAACAAAUAUUGCGAGUAUUUGUUUUCACUUGAGCAAAAGGAAUAUGGCACAAAAGAAAUGAUCGAUAAAGCUAAUAAAUUGGGAUUUUACGAAAAUAAUGAAACAUUAUAUAGUAUCAUUAAAGCAGAAAAUCCAAGCUUUAAAGAGCCAGAAUCCUCUGUGUUUGCCGCUUUCGUUCAAUCAUUAGCUCCAACCAAUUAG